Molecule: messenger RNA, 2334 nt
Organism: Poeciliopsis prolifica (blackstripe livebearer)
Lineage: Eukaryota; Metazoa; Chordata; Actinopteri; Cyprinodontiformes; Poeciliidae
Gene: wipi1
Product: WD repeat domain, phosphoinositide interacting 1
Exons: 13
Coding region: 402-1736 (444 amino acids)
Biological process (GO): protein lipidation; autophagy of mitochondrion; nucleophagy
Cellular component (GO): cytosol; phagophore assembly site membrane; extrinsic component of membrane
Molecular function (GO): protein binding; phosphatidylinositol-3-phosphate binding; phosphatidylinositol-3,5-bisphosphate binding
Source: RefSeq, a predicted model, not a curated record
AACUUGCCGCAAACAAAGUUCCCUCAGCCAAUAGGAACCUACUACCGACCCCUGGACCAAUCAAAGUCAAACUCCAGACAACGCGGGUUCACUUUCAGCCAAUCACCAUCGGGGUGUGGGUGACGUAGUUCCGUCAGCUGUUCUUGUUUGUGCUCCAGUUUAUUUUCCUCCGGGCGGUGGAUGUCCGACCCGACCAGAGAAACGCUCCGACACCGAAUCUGAGCGUUCAUCGCCCGGCGAGAGCCUCCAGCCGGGCCCCUGUCCCUCCUCACUCCUCUGCCGCUCCACUUCCCCUCUGAGCUGGAGCCGUCCUCCGCCGCAGACAUCGAGGGAAGCGGUGAAACGGAUCCCGGGCCUCCAGUCCAGUCCGGAGGGGGGGAAAGAGGUAGCUGGGAAGCGGGAUGGAGGGCGCGGACGGAGCGGGCGAGCCGGGCCGCCGCCGCCAGUUCGGCUGCGCCUCUUUCAACCAAGACUCCACGUCACUGGCGUUGGGAACGAGGAGUGGCUACCAGCUUUUCUCUCUGACCUCGGUGGAAAAACUGGACUGCAUCCAUGAGAGCGCGAACACUGCAGACGUCUACAUCGUGGAGCGUCUGUUCUCCAGCAGUCUGGUGGUGGUGGUGAGUGCUGCCACGCCGCAGCGGAUGAACAUCUAUCACUUCAAGAAAGGCACGGAAAUUUGUAACUACAGCUACCCCAGCAGCAUCCUAUCCGUCAAGCUCAACAGACAGAGGCUGGUGGUGUUCCUCGAGGAGUCCAUUUAUGUCCACAACAUUAAAGACAUGAAACUUCUCAAGACUCUGCUGGACACGCCGUCCAACCCCUCAGGUCUCUGCGCUCUGUCCACCAAUCAGUCCAGCUCCUACCUGGCGUAUCCUGGCAGCGUCGCGUCUGGGGACAUCAUUAUACAUGACACCAACAGUUUGAGCACAGUGGCCACCAUCCCGGCCCAUGACAGUCCGCUGGCGGCGCUCGCCUUCAACGCCUCAGCCACGAAACUCGCCAGCGCCUCGGAGAAGGGGACCGUGAUCCGAGUCUUCUCCGUUCCUGACGGCGAGCGUCUAUUUGAGUUCCGCAGAGGCAUGAAGAGGUAUGUCAACAUAAGCUCCUUAUCCUUCAGUUCGGAUGCCCAGUUCCUCUGUGCCUCCAGCAACACAGAGACUGUUCACAUCUUUAAACUGGAACAACUGGGACCAAGUGCGGAGGACGAGGCGGCGACCUGGUCAGCCUACAUGGGGAAGAUGUUCUCUGCAGCCAGCAGCUACCUCCCUGCUCCGGUUUCUGGCAUGAUGAGCCAGGACCGGGCUUUCGCUACCGUUCACCUCCUCUCAUCUGGUCAGAGGAACGUUUGCACCUUAGUCACGAUCCAGAGGCUCCUGCGGCUGCUGGUGGCCACCGCAGACGGCCAGCUCUUCAUCUAUAACGUGGAUCCACAGGAUGGAGGCGAGUGCCAGUUGGCUUACAAACACAGGCUCUGUGGUGUUGAUGAUGAAACGCACGGUGGAGAGAUGAAGUCAGAGGGGGGGCAGCUCACACAGGAAACACACUCCUCUCCAUCUUAUGCAGAAACUGCUGCCUUACCAGCUUCUGGUCAUGCUACUGCCACCCUCACUGGUUACUCUGAAGACGGCGGGGCGAAACAAGGGGACGUGAUUCCUGAGCAUGAGUUUGCUGUGGGGCCGGUGUGUCUGGACGACGAGAACGAGUUCCCUCCUGUGAGCAACCAGAAGUGCUGACUAUCAGCCGUAGACUCACUGCAGCUGAUUAUCCAUUCUUGCCGCGGCGGGUCUGGAGGUGACCAGUGCUGAGUGAACAGAACAAAUCCGUUCUCUGAAUUUCAGGGAGGCAAAUAAAAAGAGGGAAACACCUGAAGGCCACGCAGCAAGGAAAACAACCCGGAGAUGUCAUUUCAUCAGAAUAAAAGCGUUUACUCUAGAAUUACCAGUUGAACCAGUGGACAGAGUUUGGGAUGCUGAAUGACCAACACGUCUGACUUUGCUGGAAACAUGAGAUGCAUGCUUGGUAGGAAAUAUAACCACAACUUUGAUUUUAUCGUGACUUGUCAAAUAUACAGUUGACAUGCGUUAUUGUAGCAGAAUUAGUUUUGCCUUAUCAUUUCAGUUUCCGUAUCACGUUCGUAUUGUUAAUAGUGUCCCUCUCAUCGAAUGCAUCCAGUGUUUGUGUAUGCCUGCUGGAGGACCUUCAGACGGCGGAUAAGUACUGUAUGUUUCGUUGUGCCUCAUAUUUUUUUGUAAAUGUAAAAUGUAUUUUACUAAUUGCACAAGACCAAAAAAAGAAGAAACUAAAUAAUAAACUAAUAGAUGACUGAAACUA